Molecule: messenger RNA, 298 nt
Organism: Caenorhabditis angaria
Lineage: Eukaryota; Metazoa; Nematoda; Chromadorea; Rhabditida; Rhabditidae
Source: the annotation of a GenBank genome assembly
AUGUUAGAAAUUGUCCUUUUCGUUUUAUUUGUUGUAAGUUUCUCACAAUCACAUCAAAUCCACACUUAUACCUUUGUAGUUUGUAAUUAUUAUCAACUGUUCAUUCCGCCCAUCUUCUUCAACACGAUGUGAUCCACGAAAAAGUUUAGAUCCUCAAAUUGAUUCUGAUAUAAAACGAAAAUAUAUUCCAAAUAUGCCAGUUUGGGAUGAAACUCUUCCUGAUGUUUUAGAAGUUUAUGAUAGUGUUCAAGCUAAACAAAGGUCAGAAGAUUGUACAGAAUCAGGAAUCGAAAUAUAA